Coregonus sp. 'balchen' is the source of this 31947-nucleotide messenger RNA. The record is from the annotation of a GenBank genome assembly. Lineage: Eukaryota; Metazoa; Chordata; Actinopteri; Salmoniformes; Salmonidae.
UCUACAAAACCCCCUGUGCCCCUGUUGCUUCUCGCAUCCCCACCAUGCCUCGUUCUUUCCUGGUGAGGAGGGGGGGCUCUCACCUUCUGCGCCCCAAAGCAGGUAGCCCAUGCUUGGGCACGACUCUGGUGCCAGUGGGUCCCCCAGAAACAGAUAAGAGGCAGUGGGGUACCCUUCUUCAGGGACAGCCGUCACCUAAGAGUGCAGUGUCUCUAGUGACACACAAUGAGACCUACUCACCACAGCCCUCUCCACCUCCAGCCCUCCACCCUGCCUCACAUAGUCACCGUUACCUUCACCCCACUAGUCCCAUGUCUUCAGGUAGGUGUUGAACACUGAGGCUCACCUAACACAAGCUCAUGUACAUCUGCCAGUUGUGUGUAUUAUUGUUCUCAUAAUCAUUCAUUAUUGUACAAUGUUCAUUUAAGCUAAGACUGAAACUGCGAUAUUUUUCAGACCUACUAGAGAUCAGUGUUUGCUUGUUAGAAGGGGCUAAUUAAUGUAACUUAUGAACCACCUGCUAUUCUCCAUCCUAAGAUGGUAGAGCUGCACUGCACCACCACUCUACCUCCCCGUUCAACCCUGGCAGCCCUGCUGAGGAGGUGGGCUCUCCCCUCCUGGGGGAGACCCGAUACAGAGACUGUCCCCAGAUCAGUGACCACAGGACCACUGGGACUGAAUGUCCAUGGUGUGGAAAGGUUAGUGGAUGAUCCCAAGUCAGUUAUGUUAUUCUAUUCCUCUGACAAGUGGUCAUUGCCAAUAAUACUCUGUUCUUAAUUGAUUUACCUGUAUACACUACCAGUCAAAAGUUUGGACACACCUACUAAUUCAAGGGUUUUUCUUUAUUUUUACAUUGUAGAAUAAUAUAGUGAAGACAUCAAAACUAUGAAAUAACACAUGGAAUCAUGUAGUAACCAAAAAGGUGUUAAACAUAUCAAAAUAUAUUUUAUAUUUGAGAUUCUUCAAAUAGCCACCCUUUGCCUUGAUGACAGCUUUGCACACUCUUGGCAUUCUCUCAACCAGCUUCAUGAGGUAGUCCCCUGGAAUGCAUUUCAAUUAACAGGUGUGCCGCCGUAAAAGUUAAUUUGUCGAAUUUCAUUCAAAUAAGCAAAGAGAAAUGACAGUCCAUCAUUACUUUAAGACAUGAAGGUCAGUCAAUAUGGAACAUUUCAAGAACUUUGAACGUUUCUUCAAGUGCAGUCACAAAAACCAUCAAGUGCUAUGAUGAAACUGGCUCUCAUAAGGACCGCCACAGGAAAGGAAGACACAGAGUUACCUCUGCUGCAGAGGAUAGGUUCAGAGUUACCAGCCUCAGAAAUUGCAGGCCAAAUAAAUGCUUCAGAUUUCAAUAUGCCAUUUAGCAGACGUUUUUAUCCAAAGCGACUUACAGUCAUGCGUGCAUACAUUUUUACAUAUGGGUGGUCCCGGGGAUCGAACCCACUACUCUUCCGUUACAAUCGCCAUGCUCUACCAAUUGAGCUACAAGUCACAGACAUAAACAUCAACUGUUCAGAGGGGACUGUGUGAAUCAGGCCUUCAUGGUCAAAUUGCUGCAAAGAAACCACUACUAAAGGACACCAAUAAUAAGAAGAGACCUGCUUGGGCCAAGAAACACGAGCAAUGGGCAUUAGGCCGGUGGAAAUUUGUCCUUUGGUCUGGAGUCCAAAUUGGAGACUUUUGGUUCCAACCGCGUGUCUUUGUGAGACGCAGUGUGGGUGAACGGAUGAUCUCCGCAUGUGUAGUUCCCACUGUAAAGCAUGGAGGAGGUGGUGUUAUGGUGUGGGGGUGCUUUGCUGGUGACACUGUGAUUUAUUUAGAAUUCAAGGCACACUUAACUAGCAUGGCUACCACAGCACUACGCCAUCCCAUCUGGUUUGGGCUUAGUGGGACUAUCAUUUGUUUUUCAACAGGACAAUGACCCAACACACCUCCAGGCUGUGUAAGGGCUAUUUUACCAAGAAGGAGAGUGAUUGAGUGCUGCAUCAGAUGACCUGGCAUCCACAAUCCCCCGAUCUCAACCCAAUUGAGAUGGUUUGGGAUGAGUCGGACGGCAGAGUGAAGGAAAAGCAGCCAACAAGUGCUAAGCAAAUGUGGGAACUCCUUCAAGACUGUUGGAAAAGCAUUCCAGGUGAAGCUGGUUAAGAGAAUGCCAAGAGUGUGUAAAGCUGUCAAGGCAAAGGGUGGCUAUUUGAAGAAUCUCAAAUAUAAAAUAUACAUUUGAUUUGUUUAACACUUUUUUGGUAACUACAUGAUUCCAUGUGUGUUAUUUCAUAGUUGAGGUCUUCACUAUUAUGCUACAAUGUAGAAAAUAGUACAAAUAAAGAAAAACCCUUGAAUGAGUAGGUGUCCAAACUUUUGACUGGUACUGUAAAUAAAGGUGAAUUAUUAAACGUCAAUCCUACUCUCCAUGAAAAAGGUUUGAUAUUAGUGGUAAGAGAAAGCUAUGUUUGCUUCCAUCAUGGAUAGUGAACAAUUCUGGCUCAUUGGAAUACCAAUGAGGGGGUUGGAUAGACCUACACACAGCCUUUUUAUUAACCAAAGGUCAAAGUGCAGCAACUGAAGUCUGAUGUGCUUUGAUUCUCUAUUCUGUUUCUGACUGGAAGACCAGUGUGAGGAUUAGAUCAAAAAAGAGGUCAAUUAUAUUUACUGCACUCCUCUUCUGCAAAUGACAUUAAAGUGUUUGUUUUCUUUUCAGAGUUUCUUUUCUUUCUCCAGUCUGGAGUCCCAUGUCCACAAGUUCCAUGGUGGCAGACACAAGCAGUCAUCAUCAGCACACACCAAGACUGACAGUCAGCCAUAUGGCUAUAGGUCAGACCUGGGUUUGAGCUACAGGGUCAAGGUAGGAAUAACACACCUAAUGAUGUCAAUAAAGGUCUGUUGCCUGCCCCAUUACUUGUAUAAUAAAGUGUUUUAAAGCAGGUUUGACCCCAACUCUGGUUCAAAGUAGAUACCAUGAAAGAAAUGUUAGUAUAUUGUGUAUUAUCAGCAGAAUGUUUAUUAAAGCCCCCAUGCAGACUUUGUACUUUUAUUUUUAAAUCACUGUAUUCUAAUAAAUCACUGUUUAUUUAAUUAAAAUAACUAAAAUGUAUUUAUCAUUUAUUUUCCUGAGCCUCCUUUGGCCCUUGAAAUUCUGUCUAAUCGUGUGGGCACGUUAGGAAACAAAUGUAAAUAUAUUUACAUACACAGCCCUGAUUGGCUGAUAGGAUGGUCUAGCGCCCACCCCCUUACCCAGAUGAACAGUCAUUGGUCUAUUAUAAAUAGACCAUCAUCACUGUGACAUCAUGAUAUGGGUUCUACUAAGAUAUAUGGAAUUGUUUUAAGGUCAUACCAAGGAUCAUUUAGCUAUUUAAUUUUGAAUUUUGAGACUCGUUGAAGUAUAAUUUUUUUGUAUAUAUACAGUGGGGGAAAAAAGUAUUUAGUCAGCCACCAAUUGUGCAAGUUCUCCCACUUAAAAAGAUAAGAGAGGCCUGUAAUUUUCAUCAUAGGUACACGUCAACUAUGACAGACAAAAUAAGAAAAAAAAAUCCAGAAAAUCACAUUGUAGGAUUUUUAAUGAAUUUAUUUGCAAAUUAUGGUGGAAAAUAAGUAUUUGGUCAAUAACAAAAGUUUCUCAAUACUUUGUUAUAUACCCUUUGUUGGCAAUGACACAGGUCAAACGUUUUCUGUAAGUCUUCACAAGGUUUUCACACACUGUUGCUGGUAUUUUGGCCCAUUCCUCCAUGCAGAUCUCCUCUAGAGCAGUGAUGUUUUGGGGCUGUCGCUGGGCAACACAGACUUUCAACUCCCUCCAAAGAUUUUCUAUGGGGUUGAGAUCUGGAGACUGGCUAGGCCACUCCGGGACCUUGAAAUGCUUCUUACGAAGCAACUCCUUCGUUGCCCGGGCGGUGUGUUUGGGAUCAUUGUCAUGCUGAAAGACCCAGCCACGUUUCAUCUUCAAUGCCCUUGCUGAUGGAAGGAGGUUUUCACUCAAAAUCUCACGAUACAUGGCCCCAUUCAUUCUUUCCUUUACACGGAUCAGUCGUCCUGGUCCCUUUGCAGAAAAACAGCCCCAAAGCAUGAUGUUUACACCCCCAUACUUCACAGUAGGUAUGGUGUUCUUUGGAUGCAACUCAGCAUUCUUUGUCCUCCAAACACGGCGAGUUGAGUUUUUACCAAAAAGUUCUAUUUUGGUUUCAUCUGACCAUAUGACAUUCUCCCAAUCCUCUUCUGGAUCAUCCAAAUGCACUCUAGCAAACUUCAGAAGGGCCUGGACAUGUACUGGCUUAAGCAGGGGGACACGUCUGGCACUGCAGGAUUUGAGUCCCUGGCGGCGUAGUGUGUUACUGAUGGUAGGCUCUGUUACUUUGGUCCCAGCUCUCUGCAGGUCAUUCACUAGGUCCCCCCGUGUGGUUCUGGGAUUUUUGCUCACCGUUCUUGUGAUCAUUUUGACCCCACGGGGUGAGAUCUUGCGUGGAGCCCCAGAUCGAGGGAGAUUAUCAGUGGUCUUGUAUGUCUUCCAUUUCCUAAUAAUUGCUCCCACAGUUGAUUUCUUCAAACCAAGCUGCUUACCUAUUGCAGAUUCAGUCUUCCCAGCCUGGUGCAGGUCUACAAUUUUGUUUCUGGUGUCCUUUGACAGCUCUUUGGUCUUGGCCAUAGUGGAGUUUGGAGUGUGACUGUUUGAGGUUGUGGACAGGUGUCUUUUAUACUGAUAACAAGUUCAAACAGGUGCCAUUAAUACAGGUAACGAGUGGAGGACAGAGGAGCCUCUUAAAGAAGAAGUUACAGGUCUGUGAGAGCCAGAAAUCUUGCUUGUUUGUAGGUGACCAAAUACUUAUUUUCCACCAUAAUUUGCAAAUAAAUUCAUUAAAAAUCCUACAAUGUGAUUUUCUGGAUUUUUUUUCUCAUUUUGUCUGUCAUAGUUGACGUGUACCUAUGAUGAAAAUUAAAGGCCUCUCUCAUCUUUUUAAGUGGGAGAACUUGCACAAUUGGUGGCUGACUAAAUACUUUUUUUCCCCACUGUAUAUAUAUAGCCUUACUGCUAUUAGCCCAUACAAACGCAUUGAAUAACAGAUUCACUACAUGGAACAACAUAUAGUCCCCAAAAAAAUAUCAAAAGGAAGUUUGUUCUGAAGUGUCUCUCCUAUAUGUGAGAUAUAUAAGAAAGAUCAGGAAUGUUUUUUUUACAUGUAUUUAACCCCAUAUUUUGGGCAUUAAAUAGUCUCCAUAUAUACUUCCAUACAUUUUUUCAACUGGUAUCAGGGGACCUUCAGACAAGUCUUGUGAGGCCUGUGGGCAUCCUAGAGCAAAACAUGUACAUGUUCGUGAGAGUCUCAUCUUUCCAUAGAGGGGUCAAAAUAGUUCUCAUGGUCUGACAAACACCGCUCUAGCUCUAUCACCUUUCACCUCAGAUGCGGAAUUGCGACAGGCGGAUGCGGUUGAUUGAGACGUAUCCAAUGCAAAAAAAAAACGAUCUCUAUCUUAAAACAGACAUUUUUUUAAUGCUAAUUAGAUUUCCGCGGACAUCGACUUUAGGGGGUUUUAAGGUUUUUAUGCCAGUUAUAAACUAUAUACAGGAAAACACACCACAAUAAACCUUAUACAUGAUUAUAUGGCCUAUACUAUAUGACCUAUAUUCGUUUUUGUUUGGUGUAAAAAAAUAAAUAAAGAUUAAUUAAAACGUAAUAAAAAUAAAUAAAUAAAUAUAUGGCCAUGUGUUUCAGGAGCGUACGUAUGGCUGUAAGGUGUGUGGGAAAGUGUUCAAGCGCGCCUCCACCCUGUCCACUCACCUGCUAAUCCACUCUGACACACGGCCCUACCCCUGUCAAUACUGUGGCAAAGGAUUUCACCAGAAAUCUGAUAUGAAAAAACACACCUUCAUUCACACAGGUAAGUCGAUAUGUAUUCUAUGGAAAUAGGGAUCUUGUCUUUGUCAGUCCCGUUCGAAACAUAUUAACUAUUUUAAAUAUAAAAAAAAAAAAACAUGUGAGUGGUAGGGGCAUGUGGUGCCUGUUAAAAAAUGGUAGUGACUACAUGCCAGAGUACGGCGACGUGGGAAGUGAUUUGGCCUUUAAAAUAAAUAAAACAGCCACCGCAUGCCCCUAUCACUCAUUGAUUUGGAAUAAGUUAGCUGAAGUUUGUAGUGGCUGUUUAAUUAAAGAAACCUGAACCAAGCAUUAUAGUUUUUCCUGGCCACUAGACUACCUUCAGGGUGAGGAACCAUCUAAGAUGAAGUUAUAAAAGAGUGAACUUCCCCUUUAAUACAGUAUGUCCCCUCUGCUUUCCUAUCCCAGGUGAGAAGCCCCAUGUGUGCCAGGUGUGUGGCAAAGCCUUCAGCCAGAGCUCCAACCUCAUCACCCACAGCCGUCAGCACAGUAGUAACCAGCCCUACCACUGCCUCUAUGGCUUCCAGCGCAAACAGGACCUGAGACAAAACCAGGAGAACCACUGUACAUAGAGCUUUAGACUAAGACCCUGGCAAAGAGCUGAUCUGAGCUCAGUUUUCACAAUUGGGAGAACCACAAUGACGACAGCAACUCAGACACCCUCACAUGGUCAUAGCUGGCCCCAGUUAUUUUUUUCAUUAUAAGGGGCACCACUGCACAAGCUAAACAGAAGCUGGGGAUGGAUGGAAGGGAUGGAUGCUUCACUCAAAAUUCUAACAUUUACCUUAACUGUAGUCGAAUCCCGACUAUAUAUUUUGCCUACAUAUACAGUGGUGAAAAAACGUUUUUAGUCAGCCACCAAUUGUGCAAGUUCUCCCACUUAAAAAUAUUAAUUUUCAUCAUAGGUACACGUCAACUAUGACAGACAAAAUGAGAAAAAAAAAUCCAGAAAAUCACAUUCUAGGAUUUUUAAUGAAUUUAUUUGCAAAUUAUGGUGGAAAAUAAGUAUUUGGUCAAUAACAAAAGUUUCUCAAUACUUUGUUAUAUACACUUUGUUGGAAAUGACACAGGUCAAACGUUUUCUGUAAGUCUUCACAAGGUUUUCACACACUGUUGCUGGUAUUUUGGCCCAUUCCUCCAUGCAGAUCUCCUCUAGAGCAGUGAUGUUUUGGGGCUGUCGCUGGGCAACACGGACUUUCAACUCCCUCCAAAGAUUUUCUAUGGGGUUGAGAUCUGGAGACUGGCUAGGCCACUCCAGGAACUUGAAAUGCUUCUUACGAAGCCACUCCUUCGUUGCCCGGGCGGUGUGUUUGGGAUCAUUGUCAUGCUGAAAGACCCAGCCACGUUUCAUCUUCAAUUCCUUUGCUGAUGGAAGGAGGUUUUCACUCAAAAUCUCACGAUACAUGGCCCCAUUCAUUCUUUCCUUUACACGGAUCAGUCGUCCUGGUCCCUUUGCAGAAAAACAGCCCCAAAGCAUGAUGUUUCCACCCCCAUGCUUCACAGUAGGUAUGGUGUUCUUUGGAUGCAACUCAGCAUUCUUUGUCCUCCAAACACGACAAGUUGAGUUUUUACCAAAAAGUUCUAUUUUGGUUUCAUCUCACCAUAUGACAUUCUCCCAAUCCUCUUCUGGAUCAUCCAAAUGCACUCUAGCAAACUUCAGACGGGCCUGGACAUGUACUGGCUUAAGCAGGGGGACACGUCUGGCACUGCAGGAUUUGAGUCCCUGGCGGCGUAGUGUGUUACUGAUGGUAGGCUUUGUUACUUUGGUCCCAGCUCUCUGCAGGUCAUUCACUAAGUCCCCCCGUGUGGUUCUGGGAUUUUUGCUCACCGUUCUUGUGAUCAUUUUGACCCCACGGUGUGAGAUCUUGCGUGGAGCCCCAGAUCAAUGGAGAUUAUCAGUGGUCUUGUAUGUCUUCCAUUUCCUAAUAAUUGCUCCCACAGUUGAUUUCUUCAAACCAAGCUGCUUACCUAUUGCAGAUUCAGUCUUCCCAGCCUGGUGCAGGUCUACAAUUUUGUUUCUGGUGUCCUUUGACAGCUCUUUGGUCUUGGCCAUAGUGGAGUUUGGAGUGUGACUGUUUGAGGUUGUGGACAGGUGUCUUUUAUACUGAUAACAAGUUCAAACAGGUGCCAUUAAUACAGGUAACGAGUGGAGGACAGAGGAGCCUCUUAAAGAAGAAGUUACAGGUCUGUGAGAGCCAGAAAUCUUGCUUGUUUGUAGGUGACCAAAUACUUGUUUUCCACCAUAAUUAGCAAAUAAAUUCAUAAAAAAUCCUACAAUGUGAUUUUCUUCCUCAAUUUGUCCGUCAUAGUUGACGUGUACCUAUGAUGAAAAUUACAGGCCUCUCAUCUUUUUAAGUGGGAGAACAUGCACAAUUGGUGGCUGACUAAAUACUUUUUUCCCCCACUGUAUAUAGGACAGCAUCCUCUAAUGUGCAGGGUUGCGGCUAUUGAUGGCUAUUUAACAGUUUAAUGGCCUUGAGAUAGAAGCUGUUUUUCAGUCUCAGCUUUGAUGCACCUGUACUGACCUCGCCUUCUGGAUGAUAGCAGGGUGAACAGGCCGUGGCUCGGGUGGUUGAUGUCCUUGAUGAUCUUUUUGGCCUUCCUGUGACGUCGGGUGCUGUAGGUGCCCUAGAGGGAAGGCAGUGUGCCCCAAGUGAUGCGUUUGGCAGACCGUACCACCCUCUGGAGUGCCCUGCGGUUGCGGGCAGUGCAGUUGCCGUACCAGGUGGUGAUACAGUGAGGGAAAAAAGUAUUUGAUCCCCUGCUGAUUUUGUAAGUUUGCCCACUGACAAAGAAAUGAUCAGUCUAUAAUUUUAAUGGUAGGUUUAUUUGAACAGUGAGAGACAGAAAAACAACAAAAAAUUCCAGAAAAACGCAUGUCAAAAAUAUUAUACCAAUGUAUCUUCCUCAUUGUCUGACCCAUCCCGAUGAGGACAAGGAGCCCAGUCGGGUACUGGGUACAAAUCCGGAAGGUUUCCCUCUACGCUAACCUCCAAUUGUUGCUGUUGAGCUUUGUAACCAUGACAGGCCCAUCCACCCCCAGGGACAACACGAUACAGACAUAAUAAUAUAAUAAUAAUAUAAUAAUAAUAAUAUAAUAUGCCAUUUAGCAGACGCUUUUAUCCAAAGCGACUUACAGUCAUGUGUGCAUACAUUUUUACGUAUGGGUGGUCCCGGGGAUCGAACUCACUACCCUGACGUUACAAGCGCCAUGCUCUACCAAUUGAGCUACAGAGGACCACAUUCAGGAUUUCCAAAUGGGCAGUCCAUUGGUCCUCCUUUAAUACUACAGGGCUUUCCAUAUUCAUUAACAUACUGUCCUGGAGCUCCCUGAACAGGGUGUAUUUCUUUGGUUGACUUAUUAACAAUUGUCUGUACAGUCAUUUGCUUUACUUUGGUUUGGAUCAAAAGUGAUUUCAACAAAGGCAGUACACAACAAAAGACCAUUCCCAUUACUACAAGUGCUAUGCCUAUCAUGAUUGCCAUUUUUGUAAACAUUGUUCCCCAAAGUUAAGUCCAUCCAAUCCCAAGUGUGAGCGUCAUGCCCAGCAUUGUCCUUAACUUCUUUUCGUAGUCCUUUGAGCUUAGUCAUUGCUUCAGUGAAUGAACCAUCCGGAGCAGUAUUAUUAUUGGGAAUGAAGGUACAACAUUCAUCCCCAAACAUAACACAAACUCCACCUUUUUCUACCAACAGCCAGUUUAAAGCCUGCCUAUUUUGCCAUGUCAUUCUACUUGUAGCCUGUACUUGCUCUCCCAGAGCUGUUAACGCAGAGUCUGUGUAAUUAAUAAACGUUUGUUGAUUAUAGUAAAUAUAAUUGAUCCAUUCAAGGUUUUUGUUACUUGAUAUCCAGACAAAUAUUGAUUGAAAUCCUGCUUUAAUUUAAUCUCUUGCCUUAUAUUCAUUUGGAAUUCCUCUGGGUUGACCUAUUGCAUCUAAGUAUACAUUGGGGUCAUGUUCAUACGCUCAUUUUACCCUUUUAUUAUUGUCCUUGGUGUCCUGAUUUGUUGUUUUUUCCACCUCCCAUUCUGAUAUAACCACUUCCUGAAGCAUUUGUACCCUAGCACAUAUUCCCUUCCAUCCAUUAGGCAAAGUGGCUCUAAUUCUUUGUCCUCCACAAAUCCAAAAUAAAUCUUCCACUGCCACCGAUUGAUCCUCAUAAGGAGAGAUCAGUGGCAUUGCCAGUGUUUUCUUCUCACAUUCCCCAGGGUCACCAGGCCCUCCACUAGUAGCUAUCACUCCAGUGCUCGAUCGCGCCGCUUGAUAAACUGCUCUGCGCAGAGUAUCUGCAUUCCAAUACAUAUCAUUAUUUAGGUGCCAUGUGGUCUCACACUUUCCCCUAAAUUCUCCCAAAUCAUGCUCCCCAUCCGUUUUGUUGUAGCAUUCAUAAUCUUGAUUAUAAUCUAUACAAUAUUUUUCCGGUGCUUCCAUUUUUCUGGGUUCUAUUCUCACAUCUAAUUGUUUACACCACUCCCCCCAUCCUGUUUGAUUAUAGUAUUUGUGAUGGUCAGGACUUCCUAAGAAGGAUAAGCAUUCUGCAGGGCAAUAGGGUCUCUCUGAUCUUUUGAGAUGACAGAAGUUUCGUUUAAAGUCAGCACAUUCCCUGUGGCUAUGUGGACUUGGUAUUACCAUCAGUUCCUUUAAUGGGGAGGGGGAGCAUACUAGACAAUCCGUUUUCUUAUUAAUUACUUUAGCUGAAUACUGUGCCAAUCUGUACCAAUCAUUUUGUAAUGCUCCCUCCAAUAGUCUACUUAGUUAUGUUGGUGCUUUCAUUAUUUCCGGUAUUACUGCUGGUGCUGAGCUAGAUUGUUUAUUUUCCUGGUUUCCCCAAUUAGUAAACGAUUCCCAUACAUUUUGAAAGAACCCAGUUGAUUCUGUUGUUUCUGAGUCUUCCUUCAUUGCUUUAGUUGUUACAACAAUGGACGGUCCUUGAGUGAUUGCCAUAGUUACAUUGACUGUCUCUAUUUCUCCUUCCUGUCUAGUUUGACGUGUGGGAACAAAAAUAAUUUUGAUUGUUGUUAUAUUAUUUCCUUCUGGCCACUUUGUGCUAACUAAUUCCAAAACAUAUUUUGCAUCAUUUUCUUGUAUCAAUUCCUCUAAGGUAAUUUCCCAAGUAAUGUGUCCUUUGUUAAUUUAUAUUAGACAUCCAUAUUCAUCCCAGAUCGCCUCUCCCAUUGUUUGAUGAUUAGUCCACCCACAAAGUGCUGUUUCUGGCAAAGGUUUUACCCUUCGUAUUGAAAAGGAUCUUUGAGUUUCUUCAACUGUCCUUUCUUCUUGGGCUGGAAUAGAAAUACUAGUUUGAGCUAUCCCCAAUGGUACAUGCUUUUCUAUUCUAUUCUUCAAUCUAACUUUAGGGGCCAAUUUCUUAAGCACUGAUGGAAUCAUGAAAUGUUUAGCUUGUUUUAUAUCUAUUUACUUUUGGCUCAACUUCUUGAUAUAUUAAUUAUUAAUGACUCAUUAUUACACCCUGAAACUGUGUAUAAUGUGUUAGAAAUGUGUGAGUGUAGGACCAGUAAAAGCUAUGGCAUUGAGCCACUAUUUAGCAAUGUGAGUAAGAGUUAGGCCAGACAACAAAGACAACUGAGAAACUAAGAUAAAGAGGCCUCCCAAUUUAGGGAGGGGAGAAACUGUUAUGAAAACAUGGUGCAGAAUAUUGUGAGAACGGCAAUAACUGAGUAAAGCAGGGAGUAGGGUAUGUGUGUGUGUGUGUAUGCAUGUGUGUAUAUGUGUGUGAACUGAAGGUCAGUAGAGCAGUUUUAGAGUGGAAAACUACAGCCCGCCUACAGAGGGAAGGGAUUUCUUUUUGCAUGACGUAUGAGUAUAAAAGAUGGACUCUGAAAUUGUGAUGGCAGAAUUCUCAAUGAAUAAAUAUCUUUGACAAUGCAGACCGGGACUCUGGCCGUUACUUAAAUCCCAAAAGACUUACAACCGUUUGGGAGACGCACAGAGACACAAAAAUAGUUUGUUAAAUAAUUCACAUAACACUUCUACACAAUGAUUUGUUAGGCAUUUUAUUUUAAAUAUUGCAUAUCCUUCAAUCUGACAUUUCCUCAAUCUAGGCCAUCCUAUGUAUGAUACUUGUUCUUUAUUCACAACAACAAUUCUUCCAGGUUCAGUAAGGCUAUCUCUAGAAUAUUGUAUAGUUGUAGGCAGACUCGCCACCAUCUCUCCUUGAUUAACUGCUAUUACCGUUAAAGCAAUUCCACAGUUCUUAAGUUGUUGGAGACCAUGUGAGGGCAGAGAAGUCAACGACUGAGGAGUCUCUUCCUUCACCGGUGGAGACGUCAACCCCCACAAUGGUAGAAAGGUCACUUUCUCCUCCUUCUCCUGUUGUCUCUCCAUUCCCUGGGUCGCUGCUUGUGUUUGGGGCAUCUGCCAUAGCAGGUAUCCUAUUAGUAGUAUUCCCCACACCAUCAGACCCCACCUCCCGACUCUCCGGAUUUUCAGGAGGGAGUGCCUGCUGUUCUUCGACGUUGGCACUUGGACUCGUGCUUGCUUCUUCUUCUUGGACUCCAUCUGGUGCCUCGGCAACCUCCGCUUCCUCAUGGCUCACUGACAGCAGGCCGGUUCUCCUCGGGACCCUGGUACAGUGGUUCAGAUGGUACCACGUUGUGCUUCCUUCCACCUGUAUCGCCGUGGGCGUCGCUCGGGUCACCUUGUAUGGUCUUUCUCUCCUGGGCUCGUUCCACUUUCUGCGAAACACUCGGAUGUAGACUCGAUCUUCUGGAAUCACCGGCCCUGGCUCCUCUGGUCCAGGUUCCGGUUCUCGCCCUUUUUCCUGGAGAUAGAUCACUUUAUGUAUAGCAGUUAGUUGUCUUACAUAUGCUUUAAACUCCAUCUCUAAUUGUUCCAAUGGUAGGGCCCUCUUAGAACUGGCACUGGCAUGGGUCGACCCGUAAGCAUUUCAUGCGGGGUUAGAUGCGUAUUUCUGUUAGUUUGCAUGCGAUAACUCAUCAAAGCUAGUGGUAGUGCAUCCACCCAAUUGAGCUUUGCACCGGCACAGAUUGUAUUCAGUUUAGCCUUGAGGGUCCCAUUAAUCCUCUCAACAAUCCCCUUAGAUUGCGGUGAUACACACACCCUAGUCUUUGCUUAAUCCAGGGGUGUCAAAGGUCCGGCCCGCGGGCCGGAUCAGGCCCGCAAACGGGUUUAAUCCGGCCCGCGAGAUGAUUUCGAAAAAAGAAUAAUAAAAAAUACAAAUAAAACCCCCCCAAAACUUUUUUUUUUUUUUUUGUAAAGUCUAAAAAUGCGCUGCAAUUUUUCAAUAAAAUAAACUGCUGUUCCAAUUGCGUCCAUUGGAUGGCACAAUAGCAAUUGUGUUAAGCAAGCAAACUGUUUAUUACAUUUUUACAUUUUAGUCAUUUAGCAGACGCUCUUAUCCAGAGCGACUUACAGUUAGUGAAUACAUAUUUUUUUAUACUGGCCCCCCAUGCUCUAUCAACUGAGCUACAUCCCUGCCGGCCAUUCCCUCCCCUACCCUGGUCGACGCUGGGCCAAUUGCGCGCCGCCCAUGAGUCUCCCGGUCGCGGCCGGCUGCGACAGAGCCUGGAUUCGAACCAGGAUCUCUAGUGGCACAGUUAGCACUGCGAUGCAGUGCCUUAGACCACUGCGCCACUCAGGAGUCCCUGAGUGGCGCAGUGGUCUAUACCAGGGCAGAGCAAGUAGGUCAAGCACGUGCAGCCAAUGAGCUACUUUGUUUUGCCCGCAAUAUUUAUUACGGCUUCUACUUUUAACAUUAUGUGUUUUGGCACCCUCAUUGCCCCAAUAUGUCUCUGUCAAAAAAGAGAAAAGUGGACGCAGAGUGUUCCAAGAAAAAUGGUAAUCCUAUUUAUUCACGGAAUUGAAUGGGAAAGCUGUAUGUUUGGUGUGUUCAGAGCAUGUUGCAGUGCUGAAAGAAUAUAACCUUCGUCGCCACUAUGUGAGUCUUCAUGCCGACAAAUAUGACAACUUUCAAGGACAGCGGAGAUGAGAGAAGGUGAAUGAACUGUUGGCGGGUCUGAAGAAACAGCAGUCUGUGUUUACUCACAGCCGAGACAUCAGUGACGCUGCAGUGAAAGCUAGCUACCUCAUUGCUAAUGAAAUCGCAGUGGCUUCAAAACCAUUUAGUGAGGGUGAAUUUGUAAAAACAUGCAUGAUGAAGGCAGCGGAGAUUGUGUGCCCUGAAAAGCGGCAGGCUUUUGCAAAUAUCAGCCUGACAAGAAACACAGUUGCAGACAGGAUUUCCGAUCUUUCAGUGGAUUUGGACAGCCAGUUGAAGCAAAAAGUAAAGUCAUUUAUUGCGUUUUCGGUUGCAAUUGAUGAAAGCACGGACAUUACAGAUGUUGCACAACUGGCCAUUUUCAUCCGCGGAGUUGAUGACACAUUGACCGUCACCGAGGAGUUCGUGGAGUUGGUGCCGAUGACAGAUACAACGACAGCAGCUGAUAUUUUUACCGCACUCGUCGGCGCGCUGGACAGGGUCGGAGUGGACUGGUCCCGCGCUGUCAGCCUGGCUACAGAUGGUGCGCCCUCAAUGAUCGGGAAAAAAGCAGGCGUUGUGACAAAGUUCAGAGAGAAAGUGCAAUCUGCAAAUGGAGGACGUGAUUUUUGGACUUUUCACUGUAUUUUGCACCAGGAGGCUUUGUGUUGCAAGUCAUUAAAGAUGGAUAACGUCAUGAAGGUGGUCAUCCAAACUGUUAAUUUUAUCCGAUCCAGAAGCCUGAAUCACCGUCAGUUUGACAGCCUUCUCAGAGAGAAAGACCACAUCUAUGGCCUGCCAUACCACACUGAGGUAAGAUGGUUAAGCCGAGGUGCUGAGGCGUUUCUUUGAUUUACGAGAAGAAAUUGAACAGUUCAUGGAAGAAAAGGGCAAACCAGUGUUAGAAUUUCAUUCCGCAGAAUGGAUGCAGGACCUUGCAUUUAUGGUGGAUGUUACAGAGCACCUGAAUAACUUGAACAAACAGCUGCAAGGGUGCAACAAAGUUGUCACGCAGUAUUAUGACAGCAUACGUUCUUUCAAGUUGAAGCUGGCAUUGUGGGAGACGCAACUCGCCGGUGGUGAUGCAGCUCACUUCCCCUGUCUGAAAAAUGUGUGCGCGACCCAACAUGUGGCAGACAUGAAGCGGUUCAAAGAUAAAAUAACGGGACUGUUACGGGAGUUUGAGCAACGCUUUCAGAUUUAUGUUUAUAUGUUUUUAUGUUGAUGUGCUAUUGUUUUUAAUUGAUUUUAUUUUAUUUGUAUAUUUAACCUAUUCUUGACUCUGUGGUUCUUGCACUUGUUUGGGGAACAGGAUUUCAUUAUUUUUAUCUACAUUUCUGCCUGAGAAAUGACACCCUGAUAUAGUUCUGUGAUCUGUGAAACAGUUCUGUUAAUCACUGAGGCAUUGUGUGUCUUUUUCUUUAGAAUUUUCAAAUAAACUUGAUGUGUUUUAUGAUUAAUAGUGAUGUUGUGCUUGUACUAUUUUGGACACACUGUCCUCAGGCUCCAGCUUUGUUGUAUGUUGAUCGUAUUAAAACAAAGAAAACAAUCUGAAGUUGUUGUUUUUAAGUUAUAUAUACCAUGAUUCAGGCUCUGUCGCAGCCGGCCGCGACCAGGAGACUCAUGGGCGGCGCACAAUUGGCCCAGCGUCGUCCAGGGUAGGGGAGGGAAUGGCCGGCAGGGAUGUAGCUCAGUUGAUAGAGCAUGGCGUUUGCAACGCCAGGGUUGUGGGUUCGAUUCCCACGGGGGGCCAGUAUAAAAAAAAUAUUUAUAUGUAUUCGCUAACUGUAAUUCGAUCUGGAUAAAAGCAUCUGCUAAAAGAAUAAAAAGUAAAUGUAAAUAAUUUUUCCGGUCCGGCCCACUUGGGAAUAGAUUUUCCUCCAUGUGGCCCCUGAGCUAAAAUGAGUUUGACACCCCUGGCUUAAUCGUUAGCUGCUGUAAUACUUGCUUCACUGUUUUUUAAAUAAAUGCUGAUCCAUUGUCUGAGCUGAUUUCUGUUGGUAUUCCAAAUCUGGGUAUUACUUCUCUGGUUAGAAAUUUGAUUACUGCUCCUGAUCCUAGAUCUGCUGAUGGUACCGCUUCUACCCAUCUACUGAAUCUAUCUAUUAUCACUAGCAUGUACCUUUUGCCAUUCACCUUUUUUAUCAUAUCUACAUAGUCCAUGGCUAAAUGUCGAAAUGGUCCUUCAGGAACUGGUAUGUACCCUAUAGGUGUUGUUAUUCCUUUCCUUACAUUGUUUUGUGCACACACCUUACAUCUUGCUAAUGCCUCAUCUAUUGUUGCCUGUAGGUAUGGACCAGUAUCCUUGUUUUUUAAUUUUCCUUACUAUCUCCCCCCUUGCGCAAUGGUCAAAACCAUGCGCAUCAGUUAUCAGUAAGUUGUGCAACACAAUGGGUGCUACUAUGGUUCCUUCAUGAGACCUCCAUAAUCCCUUCACAUCUUUGGUGGCCCCUCUUUGGUGCCACAUAGUCUGUUCAUAAUGUCCUGCUCUUUCCUGCAUCCUUAUUAUAUCGUCUGGUUGUGGUAUGGAUUCAAUAAUGACCAUUGGUGCUGUUAACACUGGGACGGUGCAUCUAGAUGCCUUCUUUGCAGCUUCAUCAGCUGCAUUGUUUCCUUUGGUUAUAUAUCCUUUUCCUUUCCUAUGCGCCUGACAUUUCACUAUCGCCAAUUUAGUGGGAUACAUUAACGCCGUCAUUAAUUCCACAAUCUGCUCGUGGUGUUGUAUGGGUGUACCAUCGCUUUUCCUGAACCCUCGCUCCUUCCAGACUGCCCCAAAUAAGUGACACACACCAUGUGCAUAUGCUGAAUCAGUAUAGAUAUUAACAGUUUUUCGUUUUCUCAGGAUGCAAGCUGCAGUGAGUCCUUUUAGUUCAGCUAAUUGGGCUGAGCAUGGCUGUGGACAGUAUUCUGCUAUUACCUCUUUAAAAUCCUCUCCUUGCUUUUGUACUACUGCAUAGCCUGCAUGAUUUCCCACAUUAUCUUUAUAACAUGAUCCAUCCACAAAAUACUCUUCUAUGCACUCUUCCCCCACGCUGGACAAAGGGGUUGACUCCAAGUCUGGCCUUAGUCGGGUAAAUGUCAAUGAGUCUGCUACACAGUAAUGUGCUUGUCCCUCAAACUCCAAAGGGAUUCUUUCAGCUGGAUGUACUGUACUGCAUCGUUUAAUGGAAACAUCUGGAUAGGUCAGUAGAGUCAUGUAUUCUAAAGUUCUAGCAUUGGUAAGAACAAACUUUCCUUUUUCUAUCAGUUCCACUAUUUUAUGAUGUGUAUGUAUUGUUACCGGGUAUCCCAUAGUAAUUGUGGACGCUUUGUCAUAUGCAUAUUGUAAUGCAGCUAAAUCUUGAUAGCAGGGUGGAUAUCCCUGAGCAACAGAAUCUAGUUUAGAACUAUAAUAAGCAAUGGGUUGUUUUCGUCUUCCACUGCACGUCUCUUGCAUAAGUACCGCCGUUGCAUACCUAUCACAUCUAUUUGCCACAUACAACAAGAAUGGUUUUGUGUAAUCCGGGGCUGCUAGAGCCGGAGCUGACUGCAUUUCCUUCUUCAUUGUUUCAAAUGCAGUUAAUGCAUCACUGUUCCAUUCCAGGCUUGCUCUAAGGUCUAGUUGUCCUGCUUCUUUCAUGAUUUCUCGCAGAGGAGCUGUUUUAACCGCAUACUCCUCUAUCCAGUCUGAGCUGAAUCCAGUCAUCCCUAGGAACGUCAUCAUCUGCGCAACCGUUUAAGGGAACUGAUUCCUUCCAGUUGUCCUGGUGCUAUUGCCUUUGUCCCAUGCGCAAUUGUUCUUCCUAGAUAUUCAACUUGAGAUUGGCAGUACUGGAGUUUCGUUUUUGACACCUUGUGUCCUCCCUCUGCCAGUCACUUUAAAAAAAGGGGGGGGGUAGAAGGAUUACUUUAUCCUAUCCCAGGUAUUCCUUAAAGAGGUGGGGUUUCAAAUGUCUCCGGAAGGUGGUGAGUGACACCGCUGUCCUGGCGUCGUGAGGGAGCUUGUUCCACCAUUGGGGUGCCAGAGCAGCGAACUGUUUUGACUGGGCUGAGUGGGAACUAUGCUUCUGCAGAGGUAGGGGAGCCAGCAGGCCAGAGGUGAACGCAGUGCCCUCGUUUGGGUGUAGGGACUGAUCAGAGCCUGAAGGUACGGAGGUGCCGUUCCCCUCACAGCUCCGUAGGCAAGCACCAUGGACUUGUAGCAGAUGCGAGCUUCAACUGGAAGCCAGUGGAGUGUGCGGAGGAGCGGGGUGACGUGAGAGAACUUGGGAAGGUUGAACACCAGACGGGCUGCGGCAUUCUGGAUGAGUUGUAGGGGUUUAAUGGCACAGGCAGGGAGCCCAGCCAACAGUGAGUUGCAGUAAUCCAGACGGGAGAUGACAAGUGCCUGGAUUAGGACCUGUGCCGCUUCCUGUGUAAGGCAGGGUCGUACUCUCCGAAUGUUGUAGAGCAUGAACCUACAGGAUCGGGUCACCGCCUUGAUGUUAGCGGAGAACGACAAGGUGUUGUCCAGGGUCACGCCAAGGCUCUUCGCACUCUGGGAGGAGGACACAACGGAGUUGUCAACCGUGAUGGCGAGAUCAUGGAACGGGCAGUCCUUCCCCGGGAGGAAGAGCAGCUCCGUCUUGCCGAGGUUCAGCUUGAGGUGGUGAUCCGUCAUCCAUACUGAUAUGUCUGCCAGACAUGCAGAGAUGCGAUUCGCCACCUGGUUAUCAGAAGGGGGAAAGGAGAAGAUUAGUUGUGUGUUGUCAGCGUAGCAAUGAUAGGAGAGGCCAUGUGAGGAUAUGACAGAGCCAAGUGACUUGGUGUAUAGCGAGAAUAGGAGAGGGCCUAGAACUGAGCCCUGGGGGACACCAGUGGUGAGAGCACGUGGUGCGGAGACAGCUUCUCGCCACGUCACUUGGUAGGAGCGACCGGUCAGGUAGGACGCAAUCCAAGAGUGAGCCGCGCCGGAGAUGCCCAGCUCGGAGAGUGUGGAGAGGAGGAUCUGAUGGUUCACAGUAUCAAAGGCAGCAGACAGGUCUAGAAGGACAAGAGCAGAGGAGAGAGAGUUAGCUUUAGCAGUGCGGAGAGCCUCUGUGACACAGAGAAGAGCAGUCUCAGUUGAAUGACCAGUCUUGAAACCUGGCUGGUUUGGAUCAAGAAGGUCAUUCUGAGAGAGAUAGCAAGAGAGUUGGCUAAAGACGGCACGCUCAAUAGUUUUGGAGAGAAAAGAAAGAAGGGAUACUGGUCUGUAGUUGUUGACAUCAGAGGGAUCGAGUGUUGGUUUUUUGAGAAGGGGUGCAACUCUCGCUCUCUUGAAGACGGAAGGGACAUAGCCAGCAGUCAAGGAUGAGUUGAUCAGCGAGGUGAGGUAAGGGAGAAGGUCACCGGAGAUGGUCUGGAGAAGAGAGGGGGGGAUAGGGUCAAGCGGGCAGGUUGUUGGGCGGCCUGCAGUCACAAGUCGCAAGAUUUUAUCUGGAGAGAGAGGGGAGAAAGAAGUCAAAGCAUAGGGUAGGGCAGUGUGAGCAGGACCAGCAGUGUCAUUUGACUUAACAAACGAGGAUCGGAUGUCGUCAACCUUCUUUUCAAAAUGGUUGAUGAAGUCAUCCACAGAGAGGGAGGAGGGGGGGGGGGAUUCAGCAGGGAGGAGAAUGUGGCAAAGAGCUUCCUAGGGUUAGAGGCGGAUGCUUGGAAUUUAGAGUGGUAGAAAGUGGCCUUAGCAGCAGAAACAGAUGAAGAAAAUGUAGAGAGGAGGGAGUGAAAAGAUGCCAGGUCAGCAGGGAGUCUAGUUUUCUUCCAUUUCCGCUCAGCUGCCCGGAGCUCUGUUCUGUGAGCUCGCAAUGAGUCAUCAAGCCACGGAGCUGGAGGGGAGGACCGAGCCGGCCGGGAGGAUAGGGGACAUAGAGAGUCAAAGGAUGCAGAAAGGGAGGAGAGGGAUAUGAGGAGGCAGAAUCAGGAGAUUGGAGGGAGAAGGAUUGAGCAGAGGGAAGAGAUGAUAGGAUGGAAGAGGAGAGAGUAGCGGGAGAGAGAGAGCGAAGGUUGCGACGGCGCAUUACCAUCUGUGUAGGGGCAGAGUGAGUAGUGUUGGAGGAGAGGGAGAGAGAAAAGGAUACAAAGUAGUGGUCGGAGACUUGGAGGGGAGUUGCAGUGAGAUUAGUAGAAUCUCACUGGUAUCUGAGCCUGAAUAAACCUACCCCAUUUCCUGACUACCCUAUCUACUUCUGUCUCAAUAUCCCCUAACCAAUAGACAUUUGCUGUAUCCUGUUUCAUUACCAUUUGUAAGUUUAACCCUGCCUUGUCUAUAAUUACCCCUUCGGAGGAACAUCGAAUUUGUAUACCCAUUUUGCAUAGGGCAUCUCUUCCCAAUAGAUUGACAGAGGUGUGUUCUGAUACAAGUAUAGGGAGGGUUGCGGAUUUGUCAUCCGCUAUCAGGCGAACUGGAGCUGUCAUUGGAAUGAACUGUGUUUGUCCCGAGAAUCCUACAGUUUUGGCAUAUUUGCCAGACAUGGGGAGGUGAGAGGCAUAAUUUUGACUUACACAGGUGUAAGUGGCUCCAGUAUCAAACAUCAUGGGUGUGCCUCUGUUCUCUAUUUGAACCUGCAGCAUAAGUUCUUGAUCAGCUCGCGUAGUUAGUACUGGAAACUGACCCUCCCCUGUAGGAUUCUCUGGGCACCCCUAGUACCCCUGAUUAGGCCCUGCCCAUGGAUUCACAGGACCUUGGACUUGUUGCUGAUUUUGUUGCCAGCCGUCAGUCUGCUUCCAAUUACUUUGAUUUUUGUUCCCCGGCUGUUGCCAGGGGUUUGUGGGGCAGUUUCGUCUGGUAUGCCCUGGCUGUUGGCAUCCCCAGCAAAUUCCAGGUGGCCCUUGUGGGCACCGAUUUCCUCCUUUUUGAUUGUAUUGCUGAGGUUUUUGCUGUUUAUUGUUAUUAUUCCAUUGCCGGGGUUGUUGUGCAUACACAUUCACUACUGGUACUGUGGGUUGUACUUGGGCCUGUGGCGCGGGAGGCGGAUAUGGCCCUCCUGGAGUGACUGCAGCCACCAUUCCUGUUUCAGUCAUAGGUGCUGUUACUGGGGCCUGGAUUUUCUUCUUCACUCUGUUUGUCAAUUCUUCCAAUUGGAGUUGAGUCAGCUUCUUCUGAAUGUCUCUCCCUUGCUCUUUAAAUCUCUGUUAAUCUUUUCUGUGUUUUUCUACUGUAUGUAUCACAUGGUCACAUAAUUAUUUGUGUGUCUUUGAGGUAAGUCCCACCAGAUCCUCCAGCCUGCUUCUCACUGAUUGAGGCAUGGCUUCUAUUAUUGAGUUUCGGAAUAGAGUUGUCAUCAGUGGGUCCCCUUCUGGAUCUCGUUCUGUUUCCAGUCUCCAUCGUUUCAUCUGUUCAUGUAGAUAGGCAGCUGGAUUUUCAGUUUCUCCCAGUGUCCCCCCUUUCAGUGACUUGGGGUCAAUUCUUGCAGGAUAUUCCAGUCUCAGUGCUCGCCAGACAUCAGGGCGGUGUGAAUCAAAGUCCAUCCCAUCUCCUUGUGGGUCACUCACUUCUCUCCUCAGGUCACUGUUCCCUAGUAUAUCCUCAAUUUUUGCCUUUCCAACCACCCUUGGCAACAGCGCCUUCAGAUCCCCCACAGCCAGCAGUUUCCCCAUGGUUUGUUCCUCAAAAAUCCUUAUCCAUUUUCCUGCCCCAUCAUGCAAAUCUGGCAGACAGGCAACCAAUCCUUCCAGGUCAUGUGAUCCCCACGGAACAUAGUGAGCCUGGGUACCUUUUAUUAGAAUUGGAUAUUGUCCCUUGUAUUUUUCAGGUCUUCUCAAAGUUCUCCUAUUCCUCAAUCUUUCUUCCCUUACGCCUUGAUUGCAAUCUCCCCAUAUUUCAGCUGCUGCUCCUUCUUCCUCCUCUAGGUCUCUGCCUGUCCGCUGUCUUACCUCACUCUGCUCCCUCUCUACUUCUUCCUUUUCUCUCAAUAUUCUCCUCAUCCUGUCCAUUUCUUUCUCUAUUAGUUUGAUUGUUGCUUCAAUAUCUGCAAUUUCUUCAUCUGAGAGUUCUCCAUCAUCUCUUUUCGUCAUUUUCAUUCUUCCCAAUGCUUCCCUCAGCUCUCCAUAGCAAUCCAAUCUGUUUGGCUUGAUUUCUGCCCUUCGCUUGAUUCCUUCUGUUUUCUUUGAGUCUUUUUCCAUCCUUUGGGAGGAUGUAAACAAAGGUCUUUCUUCUUCCAUUUCUAUUUCUCCUUUUAUUGAUACUACUCCGGACACCUGGGGAUAUUGUCCACCAACAUAUGGUGGGGGUCCCACAGACCAAUCUGCUUUCUUUUUGUUUGUUUUCUCAUCAUCUUUUCUCAACAUGUUUCUGGCUUCUCGCAUGUUCUUUAGCAAUCCUUCUCCUUCCAUUUUGAACAUGUUGAGUACUUAUUUUUCUCUUUCUCUUUUGGCGCUUCUCUUCUUUCCUGUGUCUUUUGCUUUAUAGUUCUUUGUCAGUGUUUCCAUUUCCUCACAUACCGUGACAUCAAAUGUUCCUCCUUCUGGCCAUUUGGUGCCCAUUUUUCUGGUGCGUUUCUCCCAUUUUUCAGAUGUUUUCGCUAUUUCUCCAUUGCCUAAGGGAUACCUAGCACUCAGUAUUUCUACCGCCGUUUUAUUCAUAUUUAUGGCCUGUAUUUUGUAACUUAUUUUUAAUCUAUUUUAGUAUUCAUCCUAUUUAUUUAUUUCUCCUUCUUAAUUAUUUUUAUAUUAAUAUUCGCUUUUGCUGUUAAACUUAUUUGUGCUUUUUUAAUUAUUGUUUGGUCAGAACUUAUUAUUAAUGGUCAUUUGACAAUCUCUUUAUAUGAUACUAAUAUAAUAUCUCCUGAUGUCCACUUUUCUUUUGUGUGGAACACCUCAUGAAUCUUUCCCUUGCUAGUGUUUUUCUUAACACUAAUAUAAUAUCUCCUGAUGUCCACUUUUCUUUUGUGUGGAACACCUCAUGAAUCUUUCCCUUGCUAGUGUUUUUCUUAACACUAAUAUAAUAUCUCCUGAUGUCCACUUUUCUUUUGUGUGGAACACCUCAUGAAUCUUUCCCUUGCUAGUGUUUUUCUUAACUUUAAACCACUCAGCUAUAUGUGUGUUUCUACCCCUAUGAGCAUCCACACACCAUUCAGUCUUCCUCUCCUGGUGUGAGACCGGGUGCAUCCUUCCCACAAGGUUACACUUAAGCAACGUUCCAGGAAAGGUGCGUCAACCUUUCUCCACCAAGGACAGAAACUUUCACACUCACUUGCACUCUCACUCUUCCACACACGUAUCUAAGUUACCUGUAAAUUUACCCCUCUCUUGAUACACUUCCUCGACACAAGAAAAACUGUUUUAUACAGGAUUACUAUAUACCUAUAUAGCCCUCUAGGUGAUUCACUUCCUCGACACACCUUUACCUAUCCUAUGCUUUCCUAAGCGACCUGUAAUUUCGACCCUCUUCUCUGAUUCACUUCCUCGACACAGAGAAAAGUGGUAUUGCACAGGAUUUUUGCCUACCUAAGCAGUCCUCUAAAUGAUACACUUCCUCAACACAUUUAGAGGGGUAUUGCAGGACUUCUACCUAGGCUUUCCUAAGCGACCUGUAAAUGCAGCCCUUUUCCUGAUUCACUUCCUCGACACAGGAAAAGCGGUAUUAUACAGGAUUUUUUGCCUACCUAAGCAGUCCUCUAAAUGAUACACUUCCUCAACACAUUUAGAGCGGUAUUGCAGGACUUCUACCUAUUUAUUUUCUGAUCGUUCAAACAGAUGGACAGCCGCCCGUGCCGAAAUGACCCAGACAAAAUGAUCAGCAAGACGAAUCAAAUGAAUCGACCGAAUUGAACAGACGCGUCAGAUGAGCAGCCGAGAGACAUUUGACGGGUACAAGACGCGUCACACAAAACAGUCGAAUUAGUCAAACGGAUGCAAUCACACUGACCAAAUGAUCAACCCAAACGAGACAGAUAACCCACCCCACUUAACCACAAUGAAUGAACCACACCGACCCAAGCAGACCAUCCACCCACUCGGACUGAGCAGAUCUACUCUUACUUAAGCUAUUUUCUAUUUAUUGCAACCCUUGAGGCUUUUUCAUUUAACAUGCAUUUUAAAUCCAAAAGCUCCCAGUCUCUAAUUUUCUGGUUCUUAAAUUUGGAGAGACCAUCUCUGGUCCCUGUUUUCAACCCCUGGCAACACUCGCCAUUUAUGUCGUAGAAAUAUUUGACUCAAAAGUAGUCAACUCAAAAAUCUCUCUCAAGAAACUGGAGCUUGUGAAUCCAAAAAUUUGACUUUAUUAUUGCGUAACAAAGCCGAGCUUGCUCCAUGGAGCAACUACUUGCCCUGACCCGGAGCUCUCCUUUUAUACAGACACAAAUGCAUAGUCAUGCUUAUACAACAUACAUAGUUACUCCUCUCUAUGUGAAUGAAUAACAUCUUUCAGUAUCACAUGUUGGCUACUCACGAGGCUACGUGCAUUUCUCUAAGUGGGGCUUCUGUCUCUUAUUAGUGGCGUGACUCAAAAAAUUAUAUACAUACGUGCGUUAAAGAACAAUCACACUCUGUAUUGACUAUAUUCACUAUCCAGACAUGCAUCUGGAGUACAAAGUAUCAAUCAUGUUCAUUCUGUUUUACCUUUAUCAUUUCAUAACACAUUAUAAAACAUGAACACUUAAACAUGGUUUAAACAUGUCAUGGCCAUAACCCAUUCUCAACCACAUACAUUUAAGCCAAUCCCAAAAAGCAUCCUCCCAGGACCCUGGUUUGGCCUUGUGACUGUGUAUGUGGCUAUGUGUCAGGUCAUAAGCACAAACAAAUGAUAACACUAGUUCCAUUGUUACUCCAAUCUCCACACAGCCACCACGAGGAGUUGUAUCUCCAUCACAUGUCAUUGACAUACCCAGACCAGCUGCAGGGAGUUAUCAAAAGCACAGCGUUUGCACUAAAGAAAUGUCUCUGCUCUGUUUUAACCCUUCAACUGGUUCUCAAUCCAUAAGCAUUUAAGGCAUAUAGGUGUUUAAUUCUACAACAUAUGUACUAGAAAAUCAUCCAUAUAUAGAAAAUCAUCCAUAGUGGUCCCCGUGUCAGAAGUACAGAGCAAUUGGUACAGCCAGUCCUUUGUAGUUUCAAGAGCGAUGGACUCCUGGACUUGCUUGUUUUAAACAAGCACCUCAAGGUUUGCAAGAUCAAAAUGCUCACACUUCUUGGGCUAUUGCAGUCGGUGUGUCUUAGUGAUUGGUUCACGUCCAUAGAUUUGAAGGAUGCGUAUUUUCAUGUGGCUAUACUUCCUCGCCACAGAAAGUUUUGAAGGUUUCAUUUCGAGAGGGUGGCCUACGAGUUUCUUGUCCUUCCUUUAGGGCUCUCCCUAUCGCCCCACUUAUUUUCAUUGGCCUAUCUGGACGAUUGGUUGGUCAUACUGGAGUCGAGGGAACAGGUGGAGCUCCACACUGCCACGCUGGUUUCCCAUAUUCAGUCUCUAGGGUUCAUAGUGAAUCACAAGAACAUUUGUUUGACUCAGCUCAUUCAGUUUCUGGGUCUCGUUCUGGAUUCGGUUCUGAAUCAUGCGUUUUUGUCUCAACAGAGGGUCGCAUUCAGUCUCUGUCUGGCACGGUAUCAGCUGGGGCACCCUGUGCCUUUUCGCUUAUGCCUGUGGUUAUUGGGUCUGAUGGCCUCUGAUAGUUGUGCUGCCUCUGGGACUUCUGUUGAUGCGUCUGUUUCAACGCUGGGUGAUUGCUACGCACAUUUCGCCACUGCCAUCGGUUGCUCAAAGUAUUCCCGUUGUGCCUAAGGGCGUUGACUUCUUGGAGGGACCCGCGACUGCUGUUCCAGAAGGUUCUCAUGGGCCGGGUAGUGUCCCGGAGGGUGAUCAAGACAGACACAUCCUUACUGGGCUACUCUGAAAGAGGGAUUUGGUCAACAGCGCAAAAGGGUGCUGCAUAUCAAUUACCUAGAGCUACUGACUGUUUGCUAGCGCUAAGGCGUUUCCUUCCAAUGUUUGAGGACCAGCAUGUGUUGGUCCGACAACAAGACAGUGGUGGCUUACAUCAACAGGCAGGAGGGGACGUGGUCUCAGUCUCUCCUAAACCUGGCCCGUUAUCUGCUCGUAUGGAGCAGUGCGCAUUUCCCGUUACUCAGGGCGACGUAUCUUCCCGUAUUUCUCAACGUGGGUGCGGAUCUACUUUCCAGGGGGGUCCUAUCUCUCCGUAGUGGAUACUGUACCCCUCGGUGGUUGCCCAGAGAUGGGUCCAGUUCGGCAGAUCUUUACGCAUCGCGAGAAAAUGUGCAUUGUUGUCUUCUUCACAAUGGGGGAUCUGGGCACUCCAGUGGGAACGGAUGCUUUGGCGUAUCAGUGGCCUCGGACAAUGCUCUAUGCGUUUCCUCCAGUGGACCUGACUCGGGUCACAGUGGAGAGGGUCCAUCAGGAGGGUCUGUUGUUGAUUCUGGUGGCUCCCCGUUGGACCAGACAACCAUGGUUCCUGGAGAUCAUCUGCCUGUUGGGCGGGGACCUGUGGAGAGUUUGGCAUCCACGGCCACAUAUGGUAUCUGUGGGUUUGGCCCAUGAAAGGUUGAAUUUGACGGCCAGGGAUUUAUCCUUGAACGUGAUUGACUAUACAGUUGGCACGUGCACCUUCUACGAGAGGGUUUAAACAUACAGUACAUACAAACCAGAUGGGAUGGCGAAUAGCUGCAGAAUGCUGUGGUAGCCAUGCUGGUUAAGUGUGCCUUGAAUUCUAAAUAAAUCAGACAGUGUCACCAGCAAAGCACCCCCACACCAUAACACCACCUCCAUGCUUUACGGUGGGAAAUACAUAUGCGAAGAUCAUCCGUUCACCCACACCGCGUCACACAAAGACAAGGCGGUUUGAACCAAAAAUCUCCAGACCAAAAGGACACAUUUCCACCGGUCUAAUGUCCAUUGCUCGUGUUUCUUGGCCCAAGCAGGUGUCUUCUUCUUAUUGGUGUCCUUUAGUAGUGGUUUCUUUGCAGCAAUUUGACCAUGAAGGCCUGAUUCACACAGUCCCCUCUGAACAGUUGAUGUUGAGAUGUGUCUGUUACUUGAACUCUGAAGCAUUUAUUUGGGCUACAAUUUCUGAGGCUGGUAACUCUAAUGAACUUAUAAUAAUAAUAAUAAUAAUAUGCCAUUUAGCAGACGCUUUUAUCCAAAGCGACUUACAGUCAUGCGUGCAUACAUUUUUGUGUAUGGGUGAUCCCGGGGAUCGAACCCACUACCUUGGCGUUACAAGCGCCGUGCUCUACCAGUUGAGCUACAGAGGACCAGAGGACCAUGCUUAUCCUCUGCAGCAGAGGUAACUCUGGGUCUUCCAUUCCUGUGGCGGUCCUCAUGAGAGCCAGUUUCAUCAUAGCGCUUGAUGGUUUUUGCGACUGCACUUGAAGAAACUUUCAAGGUUCUUGAAAUGUUCCGUAUUGACUGACCUUCAUGUCUUAAAGUAAUGAUGGACUGUCUUUUCUCUUUGCUUAUUUGAGCGGUUCUUACCAAAGGACUUGGUCUUUUACCAAAUAGGGAUAUCUUCUGUAUACCCCCCCCCCCCCCCCCCCCCCUCCCCCCCCUAUCUUGUCACAACAACUGAUUGGCUGAAACGCAUUAAGGAAAUAAAUUCCACAAAUUAACUUUUAAGAAGGCACACCUGUUAAUUUUAAUGCAUUCCAGGUGACUACCUCAUGAAGCUGGUUGAGAGAAUGCCAAGAGUGUGCAAAGCUGUCAAAGGCAAAUGGUGGCUAUUUGAAGAAUCUCAUAUAUAAAAUAUAUUUUGAUUUGUUUAACACUUUUUUGGUUAUUAUGAUUCCAUGUGUUAUUUCAUAGUUGAUGUCUUCACUAUUAUUCUACAAUGUAAAAAAUUGUAAAAAUAAAGAAAAACCCUUGAAUGAGUAGGUGUGUCCAAACGUUUGACUGGUAGUGUAUAAGUGGCACGCGUUUGAAGGUUGGUGUCAGGUUAAGAGUUUUUCCUUUUCAGAGCUCUUUGGUGGACAUUGAUGUACUUGCAAGAGCUUUUUGAGCAGGGCCUUUCUUUUUCCACAUUGAAGGUUUAUAUGGCAGCCAUUUCAGCGUGUCAUGUAGGGUUUGACGGCUCUACCCUGGGGUCUCACCCUCUGGUGCUGCCGUUCCUGAAAGGUGUGCGUCUGCUUGGAACAGUGUCUAAGCCUAAGGCACCGACCUGGGACCUGGCUUUGGUCUCCAUUUGAACCAUUAGAUUCUGUGGAUCUGAAGGUCCUUUUCUACAAAACUGCCCUGCUCAUGGCCUUGGCAUUGGGGAUCUCCACAUGCUAUCAAUACACCUUUCCUGUUUGGAGUUCGCGCCUGGCGACUCCAAAGUGAUGUUUUGUCCUGCCUUGUUGUGCAGCAGUGCGUAAAGUGUGCAUUAUCAGGGUUACCACAGUUUCCUAUUAGUGUGAGCCUUGGCCUGCCGUGGCAGCGUGUGAGUACACAGUUUCCAGGUUACUGCAGGUUUCCUGUGGGUUUGAGCCUCGGGCUGCCGUGGUUCAUCAACUCUGGUCGAUGCUAUGCAGCACACGCUGAAGAGCGGUACUGAAUUGAGGAAAUGAAUACGAACCCCGAUAUUAUAGCCAGGAAGGCGGGCUUAUGAGGGCGGGCAUCCAUUUGCCAGGUUGGGUGUGAUUUCUUCAGGUGGAUAUGAUUGGUUAUUGACUCCCCAUAGUAUGUUAUACCUCAUUCACAGGAGGUUGGUGGCACCUUAAUUGGGGAGAACAGGCUUGUGGUAAUGAUGGGAGCGGAAUGGUAUCAAAUACAUCAAACACAUGGUUUCCAGGUGUUUGAUGCCAUUCCAUUUGCGCCGUUCCUGCCAUUAUUAUGAGCCGUUCUCCCCUCAGCAGCCUCCACUGACCUCAUUCCCUCCUUCAGGGAACAGUAGUUAUAUUCAUAACUGUACAUGUUAAAGCAGGGUUGGGGUCAAUUCCAUUUUAAUUCGGUCAUCAAAAUGGUUUUGGCCCCAACCUUGGUUCAAAGUAGAUACACUGAAUGAAAUAUUUGAUAUUGUAGGACUGUUUAUUAAGGUUUUAAUGCCAGUUAUAAACUAUAUACAAGAAAACACACCCCAGUAGACCCUAUACAUGACUAUAUGGCCUAUACCAGGGGUAUUGAACGCUUACCCUACGAGGUCUGGAGCGUGCUGGUUUUCUGUUCUACCUGAUAAUUAAUUGCUCACACCUUGUGUCCCAGGUCUAAAUCAGUCCCUGAUUGGAGGGGAACAAUGAAAAAAUGGUGUGGAACUGGCUUCUAAGUCCAGAGUUGAGUUUGAGGGGCCUAUACUAUAUGACCUAUAUUAGGUCAUAUAUGUUUGUUUUGGUGUAUUUGUAAAAAAGUAUUAAUUAAACUUCAUAUGAAACUGUGAUUGAAAUGAAUGUGACAACCCAAUAAAUAAAAUGUUCCACAAAAUAUAUUGCCUAUAUGCUGUGUUCUCAUGCAUUUCAGGAACGUACGUUUGGCUGUAAGGUGUGUGUGAGUGUUCAAGCGUUCCUCCACCCUAUACACACGGCCCUCCCCCUGUCAAUAUUGUGGCAAAAGAUAUCACCAGAAAUCUGCAAUUAAACACAGGUGAGUCAAUAUGUAUAGGGAUCUUGACGUUAUCACUGUCACGUUAGAAACGUAUUAACUAUUGAAAAGAAAAGAACAAAAAAAAAAAUGGGAGUGGUAGGGGCAUGUGGUGCCUGUUAAGAAUGUAGUGGCUAUGUGCCGGAGUAUGUGGGAAUAUAUAUAAAAUAUUUAAAAAACAGCCCCUACCACUCCCAUUGAUUUGGAUUAAGCUAGCUGAAGUUUGUAGUGGCUGUUUAAAGAAACCGAACCAUGCGUUAGUUUUUCCUGGCACAUAGACUACUUUCGGGGUGAGGAACCAUCUAACAUUACAUUAUAAAAUAAUGAACUUCCCCUUUAAUACAAUAUGUCCCCUCUGCCCUCCUAUCCCAGGUGAGAAGCCCCAUGUGUGCCAGGUGUGUGGCAAAGCCUUCAGCCAGAGCUCCAACCUCAUCACUAGCAGCUGUCAGCACAGUGGCAACCAGCCCUAACACUGCUGCCUCUACGGCUUCCAGCACAAACUGGACCUGAGACAGCGUAUAGACCUUCAGGCAAAGACACUGCUACCAGCUGAUCUGAGAUCAGUUUUAAUAAGCAAGUGAACAACUCCACAUAGAUAGCAACUCAGAGACUCACAUGGUCACAAUUUUUUAAUUCUUAGUCUGAUCAUUGUUUUAUUAUUUUAGGUGAUCAAGCUCCCUUGAUUGUCAGUGAUUUACCUGUCAGGGGUAGUUAAAGGUAUGGCACGGAGAUAAAAUACAUUUUAGUGCUUGACAUCCAAAUAUACUGCUCUUGUGACGCCUACGCCAGUUCUCGAACUGAAUCGUUCUCUCCAGUUCUCUGGCACAAACUUUUACCUGGUAUUGGGCUAAGAAACACCCUCCCACCCUCUGUCAGCGCUACCCUAUAAAGGUCGAGCCAUCUCUCCACUCUGCACUAGAACACCUGAUCACUACAACCUUCAAGCCCUCCACUGCACCGAGCAUUAAAUAACUGAUCAAUGCACCAUCAUACCAGAUUAAAGUUUAAAGCUGUUAUUUUUGCGUUUUUGACCAAAGUCUACCUUUAAAGUAAUUGCCCAGUGUUUCCAGAUUUCUAUGAAACAUAAUUAAUUACAAUAUGAGUGAAAUAGUUUUCCUUCCCAAAAAUGUUUAAUUAAGUAUGUUAGGCAUAUUUUCUGUGUUGGAAUGGUGUGGGCAUACCCCAACAACAGAAUGGCUUGGGCGUAUACCGUUCAUUAAAUAUUCAUGCGAGUAGACUGCUGAUUGGCCAGCUCAUCCGCCUCAGGACGAUGACAUCCUCUGAGGAAAUGUAUGCUUUCGCCACAAAUACAAGUAUAGUAUGAGUCAACAUUAUUUGCGUAUAAGUUAACAGAAUAUUAACUUAAGUGAGAUUGUCACUGGACAGUUACAUUAAAACUGCAUAAUUUUCUCUCAUCCUCAUGGCAAAAUGUAAAGAAUAGCAUGACAUGAGCUAUAGAACCACAUUUAUUUAUCUCUGCCCAAUGGCCAAGUGUAGAAUUGCAGGAAAUUAGCUUUAAAACUGCUAAAUUCUCUCAGACAUAAAACUACACAUUUCUCUGCCCCAUGGCAAAAUAUGUUGAAAUGCAGUUAGUUCACAAUUUUCCCAAAACGUUUUUGUUGUUGUUGGGGGGGCCUUCCAGUUAGACUGCAUUUUCAUAGUACCUCUACAUAUACCUCUCAAGAGUGGCAUAGUAAGUCAUGUCAAACUGUAGAAUUUCAGAAAAUUAGGUAAUGUAAAAAAAGACCAUGCUUCGUAAGACCAUGCUAGAGAGUGUGUAGUGUACUCUUGACUAAAGACAGUAGUGGGUGGAUUAACAAUGCUAAUGAAGGAGUCCAAACAUACACAUCAGUGCAGAUGCACUCACACCUGCCUGCUGCCAUUCCCGAGCAAGCUCUGCACUGGUGGUGCCCUGAUCCCGCAGCUGAAUCAACUUUAGGAGACGGUCCUGGCGCUUGCUGGACUUUCUUGGGCGCCCUGACGCCUUCUUCACAACAAUUGAACCUCUCUCCUUGAAGUUCUUGAUGAUCUGAUAAAUGGUUGAUUUAGGUGCAAUCUUACUACUUCCAGUCUGUUAUUCUAACUCAAUCAGCACGACAGAGUGAUCUCCAGCCUUGUCCUCGUCAACACUCUCACCUGUGUCAAUGAGAGAAUCACUGAAAUGAUGGCAGCUGGUCCUUUUGUGGCAGGGCUGAAAUGCAGUGGAAAUGUUUUUUGGGGGAUGAAGUUCAUUUUCAUGGCAAAGAGGGACUUUGCAAUUAAUUGCAAUUCAUCUGAUCACUCUUCAUGACAUUCUGGAGUAUAUGCAAAUUGCCAUCAUCAAAACUGAUGCAGCAGACUUUGUGAAAAUUAGUAUUUGUGUCAUUCUCAAAACUUUUGACCACGACUGUAGUGUGUGUGACUGUUGCUCUCAGCAGUGUUCCUAGCAAACACCUAAUACUGACAACCACAUUUCUUUCAGCACUGUCCAGUAUUGAUUCUCUCUCUCUCUCUCUCUCUCUCUCUCUCUCUCUCUCUGUUUCUCUUUUGUUCUCUCAUUCUCUUAGGUUGUAAUAUAGCCAACGCCACAGACGGCAAAGUGCGUCUCUACUACAAGGCAGAGAAGAUGGCUCUCUGUGACCUCAUCGAGGGGAGUCAACUCAAGAAA